AUGGCCGCGCGGCGGGACGCGAGGUGCGAGAGCGCGAUGCUGCGAGUGUUGGCGCUCGCACUGGCUACGGCCGCCAGCGUUUCGGUUCCGUGCUCCGGCGCCGUCACGAAUGAAACGCAAGCUCUGAGGAGCAUGGCGGCACAGUGGCAGGCAGGUGCGGCGCUGGCGUCGUGGCAGGUGGACGAUGUGUGUGCUGUGGCAGGAGGUGCCACCGGUAUCACAUGCCAGGACGGAUCCGUCACCGCCCUGUCACUGAGCAGGACAACCCUGUCAGGGCCGCUGCCAGGGGAGAUAGGCGUCCUCACAGCACUCACUCUCCUGUCACUGAGCAGGACAAACCUAUCGGGCCCUCUGCCUGGGGAGAUAGGCGACCUCACAGCACUCACUCUCCUGGACCUGAGCUACAACAUCCUCAAUAACGCCAUUCCUUACAGCAUCGGCAACCUUGCCAGAUUGCAAUCGCUGGUGCUGAAGAGCAACGCCUUCAAUGGAUCCCUGCCCGACGCCCUCUCCGGCCUCUCCAGCCUUCUUCAAUUAGAUGUGCAGCGCAAUGUCUUCAGUGGCUCCUUGCCUUCCUCACUCUUCUCCCUCACCACCCUCAGCAGCCUCUACAUGGACGGCAAUCAGCUGUCCGGCACCUUGCCCUCCCAAGUGGGCGCGCUCACCAACCUCUUCACACUUCAGGUGAGCAACAACAAGUUGAAUGGCUCCCCCCCGGCUACACUCAGCCUGCUCUCCUCCCUUCAUGAGCUGCAGAUGAACAAGAAUAGCUUCUCAGGGCCCUUCCCCUCGGUCGUCACCGCCCUCACCAACCUCACCAUGAUCUAUGCCAGCAACAACUCGUUCGUGGGGCCUUUUCCUGCGUUUCUUGGGGACAUGACUCAACUCGCGUUCCUGAAGAUCUAUUCCAACAAGCUCCGAGGCACGCUGCCUCAGAGCUACAGCCAGCUGCGCAACCUCACCCACCUCGACCUGAGGGACAUGCAGCUGUACGGCGCGCUGCCCACGUGGCUGGGGCUGCUCACGCGCAUGCAGUACCUGCAUUUCCGCAACAACGAUCUGUCUGGGGCGGUGCCGGAGUCCAUGGGGAACCUCACCAACCUCAUUGAGAUCUCGCUCAUUGGCAACCCCAAGCUCAACGGCACACUGCCUGCGUGCUGGGCCAACAUCAUCUCCCUGGGUACCAUUGCGGCAUCGCGCCUUCAAUUCGCCUGCCCGUCGCCCAACAUGUGCUGCCCCACGGGCAGCCCCAUCCAGGACCUGCCCUUCUGUGUCAACUUCUGCCCCCAGUACUGCUCCGCCUGUGCUCCAGGCAUGUCGCCGGCAGUGAUAGCAGGGAUUGCAGUGGGGUGCUCCGUGGCGCUGCUGGCAGUGCUGGCUCUCGCACUCUACAUCUGGUACUACAGAUUCGGCCCAGGCCGCAUACAGGCAUGGGAGCGGGAGUUGGACCGGGGCUUUCGCAAGUACACGUGGAGGGAGAUCAUGGAUGCCACGGACAGCUUCAGCGAGGCCAGGAAGCUGGGCAAGGGGGGCUUUGGCACCGUGUACCUGGGGCAGGGCGAUGCACCGCACCAGCUCAUCGCCGUGAAGCAUGCCGCCUUUGUGGAGCGCUCCUCCAAGAUAGCCACCAUGUUCGAGGAGGAGGUGAAGGCGGUGUCGCGGCUGUACCACAAGAACCUGGUGCGGCUGCUGGGCUACUGCAACGACCACAUGGAGCAGGUGCUCGUGUACGAGUACGUGCCCAACGUUUCCCUUCCACUACUCUCAUCUCAUCCCACUGCCCUCUCUACGGGGUCACUCACACAUGUGACUUGGACUCUCCUUGUGAUUCUACAAUGCCUCUUCCUAUUGUGCUCUCCUCCCUAUUGCUCAUUGGCCCGUGUGUGUGUGGUCAGUUUUGGAGUGCUACUGCUGGAGCUGGUGACGGGCAGGGAGGCGAUGGAGAGGGAUCCAGACGACAAGGACCGGCUGGUGCACAUAACCACGGUGGUGCUGCCCUUGGUGGCCUCGCGCCACAUCCACCUCAUCGUUGACACGCGCAUCGCCACGCCGCUCAACCUGCCCGCACUGCUCUCCAUGGCUCAGAUUGCAGCGCACUGCGUGCAGCAGCCCGCUACCAGGCGACCCGAGAUGGUGGAGGUGGUGAAGGCACUGCACGCCGUCAAGAAGACCUACCUCGCCUCGCUUGCCGCUCAUGCCGCUCCUGCCACCGCUGCUCCAGGCGUGGAUGGAUUGCAGGCAGUGAAUGAGGAGAGGGGAGCGAGCACUGGUGCGGAUGCGCUAGGUAUGGCGACUUAUGAUGACGCGGCGGUGGGUGAUGCAGCAUGGGCGGGUGGGUGGUCACGGGAGGUGCUGUGUGCGUGCAAUGUGAACCCCGCCAAUGAGGUGGACGUGGCCACGUGGCGCAUGGCACACGCCAGCUCUGCCCUCGCAGCCGCGGCAGCGGCACUGAUGGAGGCGCGGGCAACAGUGGAGAUGGAGGGGCUGCGCACUGACAGCGAGCGCACGGCAGAGGCGGUGCAGAGCAAGGCGGCCGUGGGGGAGCUGCCGGCGGUGCCGCUGCUGGAGCAGCACCGCACGGGGGGGUCUGCCAUCAACCUGAGCCGGUCACAGGAGGGCUCCAGUGAGGGCCGGCGCAUGGGGGACUCGGGCAGCUGGGUGGCCAAGAUCCUGGGCCGGGGCAAGCAGGGGGGGGCUGCAUGA
Molecule: messenger RNA, 2703 nt
Organism: Closterium sp. Yama58-4
Lineage: Eukaryota; Viridiplantae; Streptophyta; Zygnematophyceae; Desmidiales; Closteriaceae
Source: the annotation of a GenBank genome assembly